Molecule: messenger RNA, 777 nt
Organism: Theileria equi strain WA
Lineage: Eukaryota; Apicomplexa; Aconoidasida; Piroplasmida; Theileriidae
Exons: 1
Coding region: 1-777 (258 amino acids)
Source: RefSeq, a predicted model, not a curated record
AUGGAUCUUGUCACUUUGGGCCCAGUGGACCGGGAGAUUCACAAUCAAAGUCCAAUUACGGAGAUAGUAGGGUUGUCUGAUGUGAAUUUAGAUGUGUUGUUGGAGGAUAUGGAAACGAUAUGUUCACCCUCAUCUGAUGUUUUGAUCAGUGGAAAUGCUGGGUCAUCGACAUAUCAGAACUAUCUUUGGUAUUCCAAAAAAUCGUUGCAAUGUGAUAAAAAUCUAAAUUCAUUAAAGAUCAGUAAGCUAUCGUAUCGAUGUAAUUCGGACAGUGAUGUUGAUUCCACCGGAGGUAUGGUGAAUAUUCACAAUGACACACGUUUCAACCUUUGUGAAAAUCCCUCUGAUAUGUGGUUUGGUUUGAAAAUGUCUGACGGUACACCUGUUGUUAUAAACUCGAGAAACAGAAAUUUUAACAAGUGUUCCAAUCGUGUGCGUACACAAAAAUAUCGUGACAGACGAGUAGUUAAUUCUAAGCCUACUAGGGGAGUGGUUGGCCCUAUUGAUUAUUCCGGUGGGUUCCUGUCUAUUGCUAAGUAUGUUGGACGUGGCUCGGGGGCGAGCGAGAUUUAUGUUUCUACGAAACACUCUGCUGAGGUUUUUGAGUCAAGAAUUCCGGAGUCUGUUGGAAAGACCAGGAAUUCUUUAGGUGAUUUUGUCGAACGUAGAAAGUCUGCUGGAGAGACUUUGGUUCCUAAAAGUGGAAGGACAGUGUUGAAAUCGGGUAGUAAAGGUGCUGGUGGCAAAUAUUUUAAGAGGCACAAGCGGCAAGUUUAG